AUGACAAACUUUAUUUCAAUCCACCUAUUUCACUCUUCUGCUCGCCGCUCCAAUUCGUUUCCACACCAAGUUCCAAGGUCCAUCCUCUCCCAAGGAGGAGCCAACAAGCGCGCUCCAGCAACUACCAACAACGAUGACGGAGCAAGCAAUGAGUUGCUCGUGAAACUUGAGGCCAUGAGGCGUAGAGUCCGAAACACCGAAGAUGCCGAAGAUGAGGAGGUAGAUGACAAGCUACAAUCCAGUUUGGCGAGUGGAAAGAAGGAAAAGCAGACUGAAGUGGAGGAAGACGGACGACAACAGCAGGAGCAGGCGCAUCACACAGAGCAAGUCAGAUUGGUAGGUUUGCCUAUUUAA
Messenger RNA from Protopolystoma xenopodis, 354 nucleotides. Lineage: Eukaryota; Metazoa; Platyhelminthes; Monogenea; Polystomatidea; Polystomatidae. The record is from the annotation of a GenBank genome assembly.